Messenger RNA from Psammomys obesus (fat sand rat), 2055 nucleotides. It is a transcript of the gene Bud13, whose product is annotated as BUD13 homolog. The record is from RefSeq and is a predicted model, not a curated record. The coding region runs from base 31 to 1785 and encodes 584 amino acids. Gene Ontology annotation, cellular component: U2-type spliceosomal complex; RES complex. Gene Ontology annotation, molecular function: RNA binding. Lineage: Eukaryota; Metazoa; Chordata; Mammalia; Rodentia; Muridae. Gene Ontology annotation, biological process: mRNA splicing, via spliceosome. The transcript has 10 exons.
AGCUGUUGUCGUCCCGCCCUCGACGCUGUUAUGGCGGCAGCUCCGACGCUCUCCAAGGCUGAGUACCUGAAGCGUUACUUGUCUGGGGCAGAUGCCGGCGUGGGAGGAGGUUCAGAGGCUGGUCGCAAGCGGCGCAAAAAACGGCCGAAGCCGGGAGGCGCCGGCGGCAAGGGAAUGCGUAUUGUUGAUGAUGAUGUGGGCUGGUCGGCUAUCUCUACCACUAGGCCAGAAAAGGAGGAGGAAGAGGAUGGAGAUUUGCCUGUGGUAGCUGAGUUUGUGGAUGAGCGUCCAGAAGAGGUAAAGCAGAUGGAGGCCUUCCGCUCCAGUGCCAAAUGGAAGCUUCUGGGAGGCCCCAGUGAAGAUGAACAUUUUCAUCAUGAUGACCAAGAUCCAUCUCCUCCCAGGAGAGUUCGUCAUGACACCCCAGAUCCAUCUCCUCCCAGGAGGGUUCGUCAUGACACCCCGGAUCCAUCUCCUCCCAGGAGGGUUCGUCAUGACACCCCGGAUCCAUCUCCUCCGAGAAAGGCCCGUCAUGAUACCCCAGAUCCAUCUCCCCCAAGGAGGGUCCAACAUGACUCAGAUGCUUCUCUCCGAAGAAAGUCUCAUCGUAAUUCUUCAGGUCUGUCUGCUAGGAGAGGCCAUCAUGGUUCCUCAGAUACCUCUACCUCGAGAAGGGCCCAUAACUACUCCCUUGACACAGCCCAGCAUAGGAGCACUCUUGAAACUUCAGAUGCACAGCAUCUCAGGAAGGCCCGUCAUGACUCCCCUGAUUUGGAACUGCCCAGAGCCAAAAGUAGUAAAGCUGCAGAAACACUUUCUAGCAAGACUGUGUCCCAGAGGGGCCUGGGACUCUCUCACUCAUCACUCUCCAGGAACAGCAAGUAUGAGCGUGACUCUGACCUUUCUCCUCCACGGAAACGGCAAGCAAAAGCCCAUAUUGGAGCUAAGAAGCAGCUUGAUUCUAAAGGUAGAAAAAAAGCCUCUGAUUCAGAUCUUUCCCCUCCACGGCAAAAAAAAAAUUCAGGGCGCCAGGACUCCGAUUCAGAUCUGUCACCACCACGGAAUAGACCGAGACGCCAGAGCUUUGACUCUGACCUCUCUCCACCCCGGAGAAGACAGAGGACCAAAUCUUCCGAUUCUGAUCUCUCUCCACCUCGAAGGAGUCCCCGUCCCAGGAAGAAGGCUGCAUACAUGUAUUCUGGAGCGAGAACUGGAUUGGUCACUGAUGUUCAGCGAGAGUACCAGGAAUUCAAGAAACAUGACCAAGACAUGGCAGCCCUUGGAGCUCAGUUUGAAUUUGCUGAAACUGUGUUUCGAGACAAGUCUGGUCGUAAGAGAAAUUUGAAGCUGGAGCGAUUGGAACAGAGGAGAAAAGCAGAGAAGGACUCAGAGCGAGAUGAGCUAUAUGCCCAGUGGGGGAAAGGGCUUGCCCAGAGCCGGCAGCAGCAACAGAAUAUAGAGGACGCAAUGAAGGAGAUGCAGAAGCCUCUGGCCCGCUAUAUUGAUGAUGAAGAUCUGGAUAAGAUGCUGAGAGAACAAGAAAGAGAGGGGGAUCCAAUGGCCAACUUCAUUAAGAAGAAAAAGGCUAAGGAGAACAAGAAUAAGAAAGUGAGGCCUCGCUACAAUGGUCCUGCCCCUCCCCCCAAUAGAUUCAAUAUCUGGCCUGGAUAUCGCUGGGAUGGAGUAGACAGAUCUAAUGGCUUUGAACAGAAGCGCUUUGCCAGGCUCGCCAGCAAGAAAGCUGUGGAGGAGCUUGCCUAUAAGUGGAGUGUGGAGGACAUGUAACUCCUCCAAGGCUCUGUGCUGCUGUGGUGGUGGUGGUGGUGGUGGUAGCAUGGAACAACCGGACAUCCAGAUCUAAUGGACUCUUGCUAAUGGACACAGACCAGCAACUUGCUGUCAGCCUGACCUUUGGACUAGGCACCUAACCUUCACUGUGCCCUUGCUGUCUGGCCGGCUUUGGCAGGACACAGUGACUUCUUUAUCCCAGGGUUUGUUCUUGGCCAGUGUUCUCCUUUCUCUUCUUAAAAAUAAACACAUUUUAUUUUUUGGUAA